Messenger RNA from Sorghum bicolor (sorghum), 2474 nucleotides. RefSeq names its product nudix hydrolase 20, chloroplastic. Gene Ontology annotation, molecular function: 8-oxo-dGDP phosphatase activity. The record is from RefSeq and is a predicted model, not a curated record. Bases 141 to 1199 code for a protein of 352 amino acids. NCBI's taxonomy places the organism in Eukaryota, Viridiplantae, Streptophyta, Magnoliopsida, Poales, Poaceae. The transcript has 9 exons.
UUUCUUUCUCAAAACAAAGAGAAAGGGACAAAUCCUCUCUGGAAGUGGAACAGGCGUGCGAACUUCGACCGGCGAUAUCCGCCAUUUUUUUUUUUGAUAAAUGCAAGAGAAUUUAUUGCCCGCAGAAGAAUUUAUCCGCCAUGGCCACCAUCACUGCCGCCGCUCGCUGGAGCUCUCCUACUCGCCUCCAGCUCCUCAACAGCCGCCGCCUCCGCUUCUCCGCCUCCGCCGCUCCGCCCACUUCCACAGCGGGGUUUGGCUGGGCCGACGCCCUCCGCGUCGCCGUGGACAGCGGGCAUGGCGACGAGUCCGACCUCUCCGGGUACUUCCGGAAGGUCAAGACCUGCAACCGCGGAAUGGACAAGAAGGGGCAGUUCGUCGAGUUCUCUGUGGAAGAUCAGGUCGUGGGGUACAUCCACAAGAGAUUUAUCGAACACAUCAGAGACUUCCAUGAUGUUUUUACCAUUGUCUUGGGCAACAAUGGCAGCAAUAGUGUGGAGCAUGUGUCUCUCCACUCGUCGUUAAGGACUCCAGAAGACAGAACACAUGCUAUUGGAAGUGUUGUUAAAAUGCUUGGAGAAAUGAUUCCAGGUAUUCGAAAUGAGCUCUACCCAGUAACAUCAUCUUAUGGCAUGCCUGUGUACUUUUCUCUGGAACGCGCUGCUGCUCCCUACUUUGGUAUAAAGGCUUACGGAGUUCAUAUGAAUGGGUAUGUUAAUAAGGAAGGUCAGAAAUUUCUUUGGAUUGGUAAGCGAAGUGAUGUGAAGCAAACAUAUCCAGGAAUGCUUGAUCAUCUCGUUGCUGGUGGCCUGCCAUAUGGAAUAUCGUGCAAAGAGAAUAUCAUAAAGGAAUGUGAGGAGGAAGCUGGAAUCCCAAGAUCCAUAUCUACAAAUGCUACUUCUGUUGGAGCGGUUUCUUACAUCGAUAUUGAAGGCUUUAGAUACAAAAGGGAUGUUCUCUUCUGCUAUGACCUCGAACUUCCUUCUGACUUUGUUCCUAAUAAUGAAGAUGGUGAGGUUGAUAGCUUCAGAUUAGUCCCUAUUCCACAUGCUGCAAGCAUUAUACGGAGGACAGAAUUUUUCAAGCCAAAUUGCAACCUUGUGAUUAUCGACUUCCUCUUCCGCCAUGGGUACAUAAACCCAGAUUCUCGUGGCUACCUAGAGCUGAUGCAAACCUUGAGGAGCGGUGAUUGUUCUUAGUUGCCUUUUGCUGUUCAAGUUUCUAAUGAUAGUUCAAUUUGAUGAAACCAAAGUGUCACGGAAUAGUCUUGUGAGAUAAUGAUUAUAAUCAAAAUUAUGCUUGGGACUCAUUUCAGUAUGAGCAGAGGGUUCUCUUGGACUUCUGUUGGUUUGGGGUACCAGACCACCAAUGGAUUUGCUUGGUAUUCUCAUCUUCACUCUAGUGGUAAUCGCACGCUCAUAUGCACCGGAUCAAGCGAUGAGGCGGCAGUGGUCAAAGGUUCAUCACCACCAGAUCAAACCACGAGCAUACGGUGAUCAUAACUUCACCGCUAGAUCAAGUGGUCCAGUGGUGGUACAACUCUCAUCAGUAUUAGAUCAAAUAAUGGAACCACGAUGGUCAGAUACUCGUCACCGCUGCAUUGGACCACGGACCGCCGGACCGGUGGCAAGAAAACAUCCAUUAUUGCCUGAUCAAAUGGUGAGCCGCCGAUGAUCAUUAUCUCAUCACUGCCAAAUGAAGCGAUGAUCUGACAGUGGUAGAAGGCUCAUAAACGCUAGAUCAAACAAUGACCAGCAGUGAGCAAAUACUCAUGACCACAGGAUUGGACCACUGGUGGUGACUGCAAAGUUUAGAAGAAGAAACCAGAAUCAAAUCUUCCAUUUUAGAGUCUUCAGAUACAUAUACAUGUGUACAAUAGGCACUUGGGCCAUGGGCCUUAUGGGCUAGACUAACUAUGUACAAGCAUAGAUUUUACUUAUAGUUGACCCCCCCCCCCUCAAACUCAAGGGGAAGACACAUUGAGUUUGAGAAGAUUAAGACGAUGAUGUUCCUUUGUUUGAGGCUUGGUGAAGAAAUCUGCCACUUGAAGCUCAGAUGGAACAUAUUUGAGAUCAACCGUGGACUGUUGGCAAUGAGAUCUGAUAAAUGAUGCAUCAACACCAAUAUGUUUGGUCAACUCAUGCUUGAUUGGAUUAUUUGCUAUUUGAAUAGCACUCAUAUUAUUACAGAAAAGGGGUGUAGAGUUAUCACAUGAAGCUCCAAGAUCAGCCAGCAACCAUCUAAGCCAAAUUAUUUCAGCAGUUGUAGUAGCAAGAGCUCUAACCUCUGCUUCAGCACUAGAGCGUGAUACUGCACUUUGUUUCUUUGAUUUCCAUGCAAUGGGAGAAGUACCAAUAAAGAUGCAAUAACCGGUGAUAGAGCGACGGUCCAUAGGAUCACUGCCCAUAUAGAAUCUCAACCUGGGCGUUCAGUUUUAAACGACAGUUUGGUUCAGUUUAUUUGGUUUUUUGAAA